Calypte anna (Anna's hummingbird) is the source of this 1856-nucleotide messenger RNA. It is a transcript of the gene GPRC5C, whose product is annotated as G protein-coupled receptor class C group 5 member C. Gene Ontology annotation, biological process: G protein-coupled receptor signaling pathway. Gene Ontology annotation, cellular component: intracellular membrane-bounded organelle; plasma membrane; extracellular exosome. Lineage: Eukaryota; Metazoa; Chordata; Aves; Apodiformes; Trochilidae. The transcript is spliced from 5 exons. The record is from RefSeq and is a predicted model, not a curated record. Gene Ontology annotation, molecular function: protein kinase activator activity; G protein-coupled receptor activity. The coding region runs from base 369 to 1658 and encodes 429 amino acids.
GGGGUGACUGCGGGGUGCCCAUGCCCAUCCCUGUGGUGCUCAUGCCCAUCCCCCCGGGACAGGGACCACCCAGCCCUGCUUGCUGUCCCCGGUGGGAGCUGCCCUGACCCCCCGGCCCCCCACGGAAAGGGCUUUUCUGGUGCCCUGUGCCCUGCCAAGGGCUCGGGCUAAGCUGUCAGCUGACAUUCCUCUGAGAGGCCCCUCCGGGUCUGCGCCGCGGGGCUCUCCGGUGGGAGCUGCUGUAUCCUCACAGGCCCAGCCCCGCUCCCGGCUCCCACCUGAAAACCCACCCAGGAGCCCACCCGCUGGCCCAGCACCCAGAGGAGGGUCCCUGGACGCCCUGCUCGGUGCCUGCCCGGCGGUGCAGGAUGGGUGCUGCAGCACUGCCACCAGUGGCCACCUGCCUGCUGCUGCUGGCCCUGCUCCCCACAGCUGGUGGCCAGGGGACCCCUCCCUCAGGCUGUGGCAAGGACCUCUCCUCCCUCUACUACAACCUCUGCGACCUCUCAGCAGCAUGGGGCAUCGUGCUGGAGGCCGUGGCCAGCCUCGGUGUGGUGACCAGCUUCGUGCUCACCAUCGUCCUGGUGGCCAGCCUGCCCUUCGUGCAGGACCCCCAGAAGAAAAGCCUGGUGGCUACGCAGGUCGUCUUUCUUCUGGGCACCUUCGGGCUCUUCUGCCUGACAUUUGACUUCAUCGUGGGGCCGGAUUUCUCCACCUGCACCUCCCGCCGCUUCCUCUUCGGUGUCCUCUUUGGCAUCUGCUUCUCCUGCCUGCUGGCUCACGCCGUGGCCCUCAACUUCUUGGCACGGAGGAACCGGGGCCCGCGGGGUUGGGUGACGCUGGUGGUGGCCCUGCUCCUCGCCUUGGUGGAGGUCAUCAUCAACGCCGAGUGGCUCAUCAUCACGGUGGCACGGCGGGAGGGCAGCCCCACGGACCCUUGCCAGCUGGAGGACGCCGACUUCGUCAUGGCGCUCAUCUACGUCAUGUUCCUGCUGGUGGCCACCUUCAGCACCGCCUGGCCCGUCCUCUGCGCCCGCUACGGCCGCUGGCGCAAGCACGGCGCCUUCAUCCUGGCCACCACCGGCCUCUCCAUGGCCAUCUGGGUGGCGUGGACGGCCAUGUACCUCUAUGGCAACCGGAACGUGGGUGAGAAGCCCGGCUGGGAUGACCCCACUCUGGCCAUCGCGCUGGUCUCCAACGCCUGCACCUUCCUCCUCCUCUACGUCAUCCCCGAGGUGACGCACGUGACGCGGCGGAGCCCCGAGCAGGCCUUCGAGGACGAUAUCUACCCCACCCGGGGGGUGGGCUACGAGACCAUCCUCAAGGAGCAGAAGUCCCAGAGCAUGUUUGUGGAGAACAAAGCCUUCUCCAUGGAUGAGCCCUCCUUCGCCAAGAAACCGGUGUCCCCAUACAGUGGCUACAACGGGCAACUGCUGACCAGUGUCUACCAGCCCACCGAGAUGGCUCUGAUGCAGAAGACUGAAGGUCCCUACGAUGUGAUCCUGCCCCGUGCCUCCACCGGCAGCCCGGCAGCCGGCAGCACCAGCUCCACCCUGCGAGCUGAGGACGCCUUCACGGCACAGUCCCGGCACGCCAGCACCCCACGGGACAGCCGGGGCUGCCAGGUGCAGUCCCCGUACAGCAGGAACCGGUGGUGAAGCCCCUGGGCACAGCCGUGGCCCCACCGUCCCGCUCCAGAGGUCUCUCCAAGCCUCAUCCCACCCCACCAAGGUCCAUCCCAGCCCGUCCGGCAGCCAGAGCCGGUUCCUGCACAGGGGACAUCCGAUGUGAUCCCAGAGCCAUUGUCCCGUCCUACCUGGCCAUGGCACCCACAAGCUGCCGGCUCUGCCCAGACC